Gordionus sp. m RMFG-2023 is the source of this 1812-nucleotide messenger RNA. Its product is annotated as A disintegrin and metalloproteinase with thrombospondin motifs adt-1-like. The transcript is spliced from 15 exons. The record is from RefSeq and is a predicted model, not a curated record. Gene Ontology annotation, cellular component: extracellular matrix. Gene Ontology annotation, molecular function: metalloendopeptidase activity. NCBI's taxonomy places the organism in Eukaryota, Metazoa, Nematomorpha, Gordioida, Chordodea, Parachordodidae. The coding region runs from base 1 to 1779 and encodes 592 amino acids. Gene Ontology annotation, biological process: extracellular matrix organization; proteolysis.
AUGAGCUCGUCCCUGCUCAUACCAUCACCUCCUUCACCACCUAUCUCAACAACGCUGAGUACUAACCCUUAUUUCGCUUCUACUCCUUUACCCCUUAAGUUAUGGCGUGGAUACAUUAGAUCGGAUGAUGGGUCUCAUUAUUAUAUACAUCCUGUGUCCUCAAAAAUUAUCCACAGAGUAAAAAGGGCCAUCUUAGAUAAAAUAUAUCGUUUAAAUACUUCAAAUAUAACACGCUCAUCUACAACUAGAAAAAGAAAUAUACACAAAAAAGUUCAUGAUCCAAAUAAUAAAAAUAAACUACCACAUGACGAAAAUGAUAUGAUUUGCCCGCUAGAUCAUUUACAUGAAAGCUACAAACACAUCAUAGACCCACUAUCGUUUUAUAAGAAAAUCCCAUUUGAAAAUAAUUCAAAUAAUAUAAAUAAGAGAAACAAACGUGCUCCUAAAAAUAUAAAUUCUGAUGCCACUGUUGAAAUAGGAUUAUUUUAUGAUGAAGACCUUUAUAUGCAAACUCACUUGGCCGAAAAUAGGGAAGAAAAAAUAAUGGACUACGUUUUAAACAUCAUGAAUGCAGACUCUUUAAAGACAAAAGAUGCCACUGCCUUGUUAGACGCUUUUAGAGAAUUUCAAAUGGAUAGUAAUCCAGUACAUGAAUUUGGCAGUAGUAAAAAUUGGGACAAUGCUAUCCUUUUGACGGGAAUGAAUAUGUAUCAAAAUAUUUAUGCAAAUGGACAAUUGAAAAAAGUUCAAUCUAUUGCAGGUCUAGCAGGAAUAGGAACUAUGUGCCAUAAUAAAUUUUCGGCUAGUAUUAUUGAAGCUAAAGGAUACCGAAGCGCUUACAGCAUAGCUCAUGAAAUGGGACAUAAUUUUGGCAUGGUACACGAUGGAGUUAGUUACGCUAGUCGUUGUGAAAAUGAAGGAUUUAUUAUGUCACCACACACUGGAAUGGGAACAAAUAAAUGGUCUGAAUGCAGUAGGGAAAUAAUAAGUGAUACUUUGAAAUAUUUUACAUGUUUGUAUGAAACAUCGGAAACACCAUGGAAAUUAAGUUUUCCUGUGCAAAAUGUUCUGCCUGGCCAGCGAAUAAGCGCUGACCAACAAUGUGAAGCUUUUGUAGGAAAAGGUUCCAAAAGAUUUAAAGGGACUCAAAUUGAAACUAUAUGUUAUUAUUUGUGGUGUACUCAACCUAACAACGAUUAUUUUGCAUAUGGUACUCAUCCAGCGCUGGACGGAACAUAUUGUGGUUGGAACAAAUGGUGCAGUGGAGGAACUUGUCAAAGUUGGCCAUAUAAUCAUGGUUCUGAAACAAUAAAUGGCGGGUGGACAGAAUGGAACGCAGAUAGUGGUUGUACAUAUAAUUGUAUGAUUGAUGGAUCAGGGGUUUAUUUAUGGACAAGAAAGUGUGAAAACCCCUUUGCCCUAAAUGGUGGUGAUGAUUGCUUUGGCGAAAAAAAUUCUUAUGAACUAUGUGAUCCAGAUAUCUCUAUAAUUGAGAGAUGUGAAAAAGUUACCGUACAGCAAUAUAUAGAUGAUACAUGCAGAAAAAAAAGUACGAAUAAUACUCCAUAUGUUGGAGGAUCCCAAUAUGCACAUAAUAUUAAAGUUCCUACACACGCGUGCCAUGUAUAUUGUCAAAGAGCAGAUACAGGAGAAUUCGUACCAUCAGGCUUACUACCAGAUGGAUCGUUAUGCCAUAUAGAUGACGAAGGAACUAAUUAUUAUUGUGUUUAUGGUUUGUGCAAUAAACCUAUUAUUGGAGCCAAUGAACUUCCAUAUUGAAAACAAAUACAUCAAUCACAAUUAUACCUUGAG